Molecule: messenger RNA, 2930 nt
Organism: Neoarius graeffei (lesser salmon catfish)
Lineage: Eukaryota; Metazoa; Chordata; Actinopteri; Siluriformes; Ariidae
Product: tripartite motif-containing protein 16-like
Exons: 7
Coding region: 83-1945 (620 amino acids)
Molecular function (GO): protein binding; zinc ion binding
Source: RefSeq, a predicted model, not a curated record
AGUAACUCCUCAUUUCGGAGAAAAAAAACCUGAUCUCUCUCUCUCUCUCUCUCUCUCUCUCUCUCUCUGUGAUUUCAGGAAAAUGGCCGAGGCCAGUAUGUCAGUGGCUCAGGACCAGUUCAGGUGCCCAGUGUGUCUGGAUCUCCUGAAGGAUGCGGUGGCUAUCCCCUGUGGUCACAGUUUCUGUAAGGUGUGUAUUAAUGGCUGCUGGGAUCAGGAGGAUCAGAAGGGCGUCUACAGCUGUCCUCGGUGCAGAGACACUUUCACGACAAGGCCUGUUCUACGCAGAAACACUAUGCUGGCUGAAGUGGUGGAGAAACUGAAGAAGACUGAAGUCCAAGCUGCUUCUCCUGCUCACUGUUACGCUGGACCUGGAGAUGUGGAGUGUGAUUUCUGCACCGGGAGAAAACACAAAGCCAUCAAGUCCUGUCUGAUGUGUUUGGCUUCUUAUUGUGAAACUCAUCUGAAACCUCAUCUUGAAGUUCCUGCUUUGAAAAAACACACAUUAAUUGAAGCCUCAGCGAAACUCCAAGAGGAGAUCUGCUCUGAACAUAACAAGCUGAUUGCAAUCUACUGUCGGACUGAUCAAACCUGCAUCUGUUAUUUGUGUAUGAUGGAAAAUCACAAAGGUCACGACACCGUCACAGCCGCAGCAGAAAGAGCUGAGAAACAGAGUGAGUUAAAGGAGGAGCAGAUGAAAUCCCAGCAGAGAAUCCAGGAGAAGCAGAAGAAGGUGCAGGAGCUGAAACAGGCUGUGAACACUAUAAAGCUCAGUGCACAGACAGCAGUGGAGGACAGUGAGAGGAUCUUUACUGAGCUGAUCAGCUCCAUGGAGAAAAAGCGCUGGGAGGUGACGGAGCUGAUCAGAGAUCAGGAGAAGGCUGAACUGAGUCGAGCUGAACGACUCCUGGAGCAACUGGAGCAGGAGAUUGCUGAUCUUCAGAGGAGAGUCACUGAGCUGGAGCAGCUUUCACACACACACGAUCACAUCCAUUUCCUCCAGGUUUUAGCUUCUGGACGUCGCUCUCCUCCAUUUCAGAGACCAGAGUUUCACACAUCCAGUGUCACUGUCCAUCAACAUCUCUCAUUUGAUGGAGUGAGGAAUUCUCUCUCAGAUCUGAAAAAGAGACUCGAGGAAUUCUGUGAGGAGGAAUUCAUCAAAAUCCCUCCACAUGAUGGAGAGACAGAGUUUUUCGAGAUCUCAACUGGGGUACUGCAAGGCGAUACCCUCGCUCCUUUCAUCUUCGUCAUUGUCCUCGACUACAUACUUCGCCUAUCCCUUGACAAUUUAAACGUCAGGGGUCUACAGAUCCAACCUAGGCAUAGUCGAAGACACCUGGCACAACACCUACUGGCAGUUCAGAUCAUUUCAGGACCAGAACCACAGAGCAGAGAAGAGUUUCUGAAAUAUUUCUGUUAUCUGACUCUGGAUCCCAACACGGCACAUCGUCUCCUCAUUCUGUCUGAGAAGAACAGAGCGCUGAGAGACAAUGAGAGAGAGCAGCGUUACUCUGAUCAUCCAGAGAGAUUUGAUUCCUGGGAGCAGGUGUUGUGUAAGGAGAGUGUGUGUGGACGCUGUUACUGGGAGGUGGAGUGGAGCGGGUAUGGUAGUGUGUUGUCUAUAUCGGUCUCAUAUAAAGACAUCAUCAGGAAAGGAUGGAGUAAUGAGUGUGGGUUUGGAGGCAACAAUGAGUCCUGGAGUCUGUGGUGUUCUUCUUCUUCUCUCUCUUUCUAUCACAACAGCAUUAAGACUGAUCUCAGAGUUCCAUCAGCCUCCAGAAUAGGAGUGUAUGUGGAUCACAGUGAAGGAACUCUGUCCUUCUACAGCGUCUCUGACACGAUGAAGCUCCUCCACAGAGUCCACACCACAUUCACUCAGCCUCUAUACGCUGGGUUUGGGUUCUACUUGUUUUAUGGUUCUGCGAGAUUGUGUGAUCCAGAAUAAAAGUGUGGAGUGUUUUCUGUAAAAUUCCUGUACGUUGCCACGUUGUUGCUCAGUCGUCUGUUUCACUAGAACACAAUCCAGCUUCACAAAAACACUUAUUUUAAUAUUAAAAUUAAAACAGAUGAAUAAUUUAAAAUAAUUAAAAAGGAAAUGUUAAAAACUGUCAGACAAGAAACUCGUCAAAUUUAAAAAGAAAAUGAUCUCAUGACCUUCUCAUUAUAAAGUUGUGUUUGUUUCAUAUUAAGCAGCGUCUCAUUAAAUAACUAAUAAACAGUAAUAAAGCCAGAACAGAACAACAUUUUAAACCUGUUCAGGUCACACUAUAUAAAAAUAAAACAUCACUUUUGGAAUGAAUUUGAUUUUUCUGCUUGUGUUCUAAGAUGUAAAAUCCACAUUCACUUUUUCAAAUCUGAAGUUGUUUCUAAACCCUGAGAUUUGAUUGUAAAACAUUGAACAAUAUUUAAACUCCAUUAGAACAUCCAGGCUGCCGAUGUCGUGUUCAUCCCAUAUUCAGCCUGGAUGAUGAUUGGCCCGCAGAUAGAACCUUAUAAAUCCAGGUUUAUCUGUGAGUUUGCGAUUUUUAUUCAAAUAUUACAAUCAAAGCUUUGCAGAAUAAAAGAUAAGAGCACAGGAGAAUAAAGUUUCCCCCAGUGAUGGAGUUUCUGUGCUGAACUCAUUUUCAGACAGAAGCUUUUAAUACUGAGGUCAGGAUGUCAGCAAGCCGCUGGAUUGAUAUGCAACGGGGUUUUUCUCCACUUUGGAUGGAUAUUUUUAGAUUAUUUAAUCUGUGGGAAAUAACUACAGUGUCUUAAAUAUGUGUUUGUGAAAAUGACUGUAAACCUACAACUGACUUUUUCCUCCAAAAAACAUCUCUUUUAAUGUUGUCAUAUAUUGUCUGUGUGAAUAAUGAUGAUGAAUCUGUCUCUGUGAACUGGAUCUGUCUGUGAUUCUUUUCAUUUUCAAUAAAAUAAAGCAACAAAUCCAA